AUGUCUUCAUUCGCACUCCGCUUUGCUCCCCGGUUGUUGCUCACCGGCAAUUCUGCCCCACGGUUGGUGGCCGCGGCCACGCAGCGGAAUUCCUACUUCACCUAUUCGAACCAAAUUUCGCAGCCACUCGAGCGCGAACCCAAGUACACGACGGCGGAAGAAGCGGUCAAAGUCAUCAAAUCAGGUGACAUUGUAUUCGCUCAGGGUGCAGCGGCUACCCCGGUUCACGUACUCGAUGCGAUGACCAAGCAUGGCAUGGAUAACAACCUGCGAGACAUCACGGUGACCCACAUGCACACUGAGGGUCCGGCAUCUUACUGCAAACCCGAAUGCAAGGAUGUGUUCCGCUCGAAAUCACUGUUCAUGGGAGGUAAUGUACGUGCGGCCGUUGCCGAUGGACGCGGCGAUGCCGUACCGAUCUUCCUGCACGAAAUUCCGCUCCUGUUCCGACGCAAGCUCAUCCAGCCGGACGUAGCGAUCGUGUCCGUGUCGCCACCGGAUAACCACGGUUACUGUACGCUCGGUACCAGCGUGGACUGUGUGCGUGCGGCUUUGGAAAAUUCAAAAGUUAUCAUCGCCCAGGUCAACAAGCAGAUGCCGCGCACAUUCGGUGACAGUAUUAUCCACCAGUCGCAUUUCGACUAUGCGAUCAAUGUGGAUAUACCGCUGCCGGAGCAUGGUGGACAUGCGAUGUCGGAAGUGGAAACCAAGAUCGGAAAACUGAUCGCGGAAAAUUUGGUCGAGGAUGGUGCGACGCUGCAGAUGGGCAUCGGCAACAUUCCGGAUGCGGUGCUGAAUGCACUGCACAACCAUAAGGAUCUAGGCAUUCACUCGGAGAUGUUUGCGGGCGGUGUGGUCGAUCUCGUGCGCAAGGGUUGCGUGACGAACGAUAAAAAAAAUUUCCAUCGAGGCCGCAUCGUCGGUUCGUUCCUGAUCGGUACCAAGAAGUUGUACGACUUUGUCGACAAUAAUCCAUUCAUCGAAAUGCUGGAAAUUAACUACGUCAACAAUGUGAGCAUUAUUGCGCGAAACCCCAAGAUGACCGCCAUCAACUCGGCGAUUGAAGUAGAUCUCACCGGGCAGGUUUGUGCCGAUUCGAUCGGUACGCGCAUGUACUCUGGUUUUGGAGGCCAGGUCGACUUUAUUCGCGGUGCUGCCGAAGGAUUCGAUGGCAAGGGUAAACCAAUCAUUGCGCUACCAUCCGUCACAAACAAGGGUCAGAGCAAAAUUUCCCCCAUCCUUAAGCCUGGUGCUGGUGUGGUAACGUCUCGAGCCCAUGUCCACUAUGUUGUCACCGAGUAUGGUAUUGCGAAUCUGUUCGGUCGCAGUUUGCGCCAGCGUGCCUACGCACUGAUCCAGAUCGCACAUCCCGAUCACCGCGAAGCCCUUGAGAAGGCUGCCUUCGAGCGUUUGAAAACGAUGCCAACACCGAACUAA
Molecule: messenger RNA, 1437 nt
Organism: Anopheles marshallii
Lineage: Eukaryota; Metazoa; Arthropoda; Insecta; Diptera; Culicidae
Product: 4-hydroxybutyrate coenzyme A transferase
Exons: 4
Coding region: 1-1437 (478 amino acids)
Biological process (GO): acetate metabolic process
Cellular component (GO): mitochondrion
Molecular function (GO): acetate CoA-transferase activity
Source: RefSeq, a predicted model, not a curated record